AUGCCACGUACACACCAAGAUCUUCGUCGUCGCUACUUUCAUCGAAUUCAAAUAAAAGGAGACUGCGAAAAGAGGGAGGAACCACAGCCGGUUAAUAAACCACUUGCUCCACAGGAAUACGGUCAUGAUAUAAUACCAAUCGCUCCAUAUUUUCCAAGACGGAGGCUGUCGUUAUCUUCGACUGCAAGUAAGACUAGGAAGAAAAUAUGGUGGAGUGACAAUGACAGCGUUCACAGAACGAUUUCACCUGUCACUGUGGAAAGGAUUAGCUUGUCACCGUCCUCAGACUCACCUAAUUCGAUAGAGAAGCCAGUAUCAAAACGUCGAGUGGCAAAAAUCAAGAAAACGGCAGUAAAGCCGGCAGAUGAUUUUGACCACGAGAGAUGGUUAGAGCAUUCAAACAAGCAAAAAAUGGAAAAACGGAGGAAAGAGGAAAAACGAAGGCGUCUUGAAUUUGAGAGGAAACAAAUCGAAGAAGAAAAUCGAAGACUAAUCGAGGAGCGCAAGCGCUAUGAAGAACAAUGGCGAACCAUUCAGGAAAGGCAGAGACGACCUAAGAAAAAGACCAGUGUGAAAGUGGUCAGAAACAGUCCAUAUCGCAAGAAACAGGUCAAGAAGAACAAAACUCUGCCACCUCGUCCUAAGGCUAGAAGUAGAACACCGACAAAGAAGCGGAUAGCACCAGCGCAAAAAGUUCGAAGGCCCAAGAAAAAAUCUAAAGUAAUUGUCAAACGUCCUUGGGCUUACGUUGGCGACCCAACCUUACGUGCCUACAGGACACGGGAACAGUCAUAUUUGAGUGAUUUCCACUUUUAA
This is a messenger RNA of Cylicocyclus nassatus, 816 nucleotides long. The record is from the annotation of a GenBank genome assembly. Lineage: Eukaryota; Metazoa; Nematoda; Chromadorea; Rhabditida; Strongylidae.